AUGGAGACCAAGAACAGCUCAGUAGUAACAGAAUUCAUUCUUCUUGGCCUGACCCAAUCUCAAGAUACUCAACUCCUGGUCUUUGCACUGCUUUCAGUUUUCUACCUAAUAAUUCUUCCUGGAAAUUUUCUUAUCAUUUUCACCAUUAAAUCGGACCCUGGACUCACAGCCCCACUUUACUUCUUCCUGGCAAACUUGGCCUUCCUGGAUGCCUCCUACUCUUUCAUUGUAGCUCCUAGGAUGCUUGUAGAUUUCUUCUGUGAGAAAAAAGUCAUUUCCUACAAAGGGUGCAUUACACAACUCUUCUUUUUGCACUUUCUUGGAGCAGGAGAAAUGUUCCUUCUUGUUGUGAUGGCCUUUGAUCGUUACAUUGCUAUAUGUCGUCCUUUGUACUACUCCACUCUCAUGAACCCUAGAGUCUGUUACAUAUUAUUGUUGGCUCUGUGGCUUGGGGGCUUCGCUCAUUCCAUUGUACAAGUGGCCCUUAUCCUGAACUUGCCCUUUUGUGGGCCAAACCAGCUGGAUAACUUCUUCUGUGACGUCCCACAGGUCGUUAAGCUAGCCUGCACUGAUACUUUCGCAGUGGAACUCCUGAUGGUCUCUAACAGUGGUCUGCUUACCCUCUUAUGCUUCUUGGGACUUCUGGCCUCCUAUGCGGUCAUCCUCUACCAUGUAAAAGGGCACUCUUCCGAAGGGAAGAGCAAAGCUCUCUCUACAUGCACCACCCACAUUAUAAUUGUAUUUCUCAUGUUUGGGCCUGCCAUUUUUAUCUACACCCGACCCUUCCAGGUUCUCCAAGCCGACAAAGUUGUCUCUCUCUUCCACACUGUCAUCUUUCCCCUGAUGAAUCCUGUGAUCUAUACACUUCGCAACCAGGAAGUGAAGACUUCCAUGAGGAAGUUGUUAAGUCAGUAUGUGGUUUGCUGACUGGAUAAA
Messenger RNA from Meriones unguiculatus (Mongolian gerbil), 936 nucleotides. Its product is annotated as olfactory receptor 4N5. Lineage: Eukaryota; Metazoa; Chordata; Mammalia; Rodentia; Muridae. Bases 1 to 927 code for a protein of 308 amino acids. The transcript has a single exon. Gene Ontology annotation, cellular component: membrane. Gene Ontology annotation, molecular function: olfactory receptor activity; G protein-coupled receptor activity. The record is from RefSeq and is a predicted model, not a curated record. Gene Ontology annotation, biological process: G protein-coupled receptor signaling pathway.